AAUUCAAUCGAAGAAACUGAAAUUUAUAUUGUUGAAAUUUUAAUUAUAUUGAAAAAAUGUACUGAGUUGGAGUGUGAGGCUGUUAAAUUGUAUAACCUCUGAGCGGUUUUUGGUAAUAUUGUCUAUUGAUAUGAAAGGCAUCUUGAUCUUGCUCUUUGAUCGGUCUGGUCAGCAUUCAGCUGGGGUUGGGGUAACUUUAAGAACUGUUUCAAUAUAAGUUUCAGUAUGAUACCCUGAUGUGUCAGACUCAGCCUCAGAAGAUAAGGAUAACUCACUUGUUGGCAUAAUGUCUGGCUCAAAAACUACCAAGAUAGUGGCAGCAUUGAGAAAUUUGGUUAUCAACUGGCCACCGCUGAUACUAUUUGUGGCGUGCCUUGUGAUGUUCAGUGGUGUCACUCUGGUACUGGGUGCCUAUGUGUAUAACACUGAGGGCAUUCCAGACCGGGAUACUCUGUCAUGGAACCAGUUCCUGAAGAGUAUGGAGCACCACAGCCUGUGCAGGCACCAUGUGCCGCCCUCAGCUGCCAAUGCCACAGAGGAUGCCGCCUCAGCCUCCAUCCUGGUGACGGCCUCUGGCUGGUUUGACCAGCUCACUGAGCCCACCUCCAAUGGCUCCCUGGAGCUCACUCUUGAGGACCCCUCCUCGGCCGGUCUGAACGUGUCGCUGCGGCCGGUGUCGGCGGGCGGCUCCCAGCUGCUCUGUGUCCGGUUGCGGGGCUCGGCGGCACGGCUGCCCCACCCCGGCCACUCGCCGCCGCCCGCCUGUGACUCCGCCGCCCCUUCGGCCGCGCCGGCCGGCGUCGGCGCCGUGGAGCUGAUCAUGGACGGCGCCGCGCACUGCCCGGACGGCGGCGCGCGCUUCACCCUCGAGUACACACCGGCCACCGCCUGGGACAUCACACUGUCCAUGGCGGACCGGCAGCGAGCGUACGCUCACCUGACGUGCACCAGCGCCUUUCUGGCCGUGAUGGCGCUCUGUAUGCUGACCUGUACACUGGUCAGGAACCGCUCACGCUACACGCUGGCCGCCGGCGACAAGGUACCCCUGUCAGACGGCUAGAGAAGGAGUGAAUCCAACCCUCCCGACCGUGCCUUAUUCCUCCUCGGCUGCUGUGAGCUCCGGAACGACUAUUCGCGUCCGGACCAGUGCCUUGUCAGUUGUCGCGCAGUUGGACAUUCCUGGCGCAGAUCGGGUCAGAAGUCGCCGGGUCGUGUGAUUCCGGGUCCGCUGGGCCGGCCCUGUGGUUGUGUGGCUGUGUGUGGUCAUUAUUUAUUGUUACCGUCAGCUUUGUUAGAAAAGUUUGUUGUGCCGUGGGCGCCGUGAGGCUAUUGGUGUGCAUUAGGCGAGGGAUUGAGGUAAGGGACUGAACAGGUGUCAUGCAGGGGUGGUAAGGAUGGUGGAAGGGAGACGUGUGUUUGAGCCUGUUAUCCAGGGAUCGUGUGAGAUAGAUAGGAGGAUCAGAAGUCCACUGAGGCUAUAUUUUAGAUGUGUGUUAUUUGAAGGAUCGGAGCCGACCAGCUGUUAUGCUUUCUGUAUCGGAGUCAACUCUUCGCCAAGGACUAUAUAUCAUUCACCAUGUGUUAUGCAUGAUUGUACUUAACGCUGCGAAAGGUGUCGCUUUUUCUGCAGCGCUACGGCUCCUGGCUAUUCCCAUUUCAAUUCAAACGACUAUCUCAAACUAGUAUCAAUAACCAAUCAUAGCUCCAUUUACAUACACUCGCUCGAUUCCAGUGCAUGUGCAGAAGUCGGCUCUCCCAAAAUGACGGUGCCUUUGUCGUUAGUCAUUCCUCCCGUCCAUUGCGCCGUCCCUUCUCGAGUCGCGCACGGUCCCACCUUUGGUGUGUUUGGUGAUAUUGCACAUUCCUGUCGGGUUUCGUUGGCUUACACUGGGGACCGGACUUGUGGCCUUGCGGGCAGGCUCGGAGAUGGGUAGCGACCUCGCAUGGCACUCUGGCUCGCGGGUGCUCAUCUGGCGGUUGAGCCACGUAACUUUAGAGUGCGGCGUUUCCGAUAAAUGGAGACAAAAGACAAGUUGUGUCCGUAUAUCCAAGGAGUGAGACAUUUUAUGGUGAUCUACCGGUACUUAUUUGCUUAGCUUUCUUCGCUGUGGUCUUGCUUGAAACUUUUCCGUGAAUGCACUGUGUGUCAUAUCGUUGCAAAGAAUUCUGCCCUUUUUACUCUCUUCUAUUCCGUGCUUCAGCGUUGUGUGAUUUGGAUCGCUGUCCCGUAGCCGUUUAUUCUAUCUCGCGCUCUGCAAACCUGCGGUCGGUGCUCGUUGACCUGUCAUGGGUGUCACUGACCCCUGCCGUGGGUGUCGCUGUACCACCUGUUGCGGUCGCAUUCGAUCGUAGUCACCCGUGUGUCAUUGUCAAUAUAGUGUGCCACGUCUUCG
This is a messenger RNA of Amphibalanus amphitrite, 2393 nucleotides long. RefSeq lists its product as uncharacterized. Lineage: Eukaryota; Metazoa; Arthropoda; Thecostraca; Balanomorpha; Balanidae. The transcript is spliced from 6 exons. Bases 287 to 1060 code for a protein of 257 amino acids. The record is from RefSeq and is a predicted model, not a curated record.